This is a messenger RNA of Coregonus sp. 'balchen', 1399 nucleotides long. Lineage: Eukaryota; Metazoa; Chordata; Actinopteri; Salmoniformes; Salmonidae. The record is from the annotation of a GenBank genome assembly.
GACAUCACAUCUAGAGACUUCAAAUCUAGAGAUGUCACAUCCACAUCUAGAGACGUCACAUCCACAUCUAGAGACGUCACAUCCACAUCUAGAGACGUCACAUCCACAUCUAGAGAUGCCACAUCUAGAGAUGUCACAUCCACAUCUAGAGAUGUCACAUCCACAUCUAGAGACGUCACAUCCACAUCUAGAGACUUCAAAUCUAGAGACGUCACAUCCACAUCCAGAGACGUCACAUCUAGAGACUUCAAAUCUAGAGAUGUCACAUCCACAUCUAGAGGACCAAUCACCAUCCACAUCUAGAGACGUCACAUCCACAUCUAUUAGAGACGUCACAUUCCACAUCUUAGAAGAACGUCACAUCCACAUCUAGAGGACGUCACCAUCCCAAUCUAGAGACGUCAAAUCCACAUCUAGAGACGUUCACACCAUCCCAUCUAGAGACGUCACAUCUAGAGAUGGUCACCUCCACAUCUAGAGAUGUUCAAUCCACAUCUAGAGACGUCCAUCCAUCUAGACUCCAUCCACAUCUAGAGUCACAUCUAGAGAGUCACAUCCACAUCUAGAGAAUCGUCACAUCCACAUCCACACUCUACAGAGUCACAUCAGAACGUCACAUCCACAUCUAGAGACGUCCCACAUCAGACGACACAAAUCCUCCACAUCUAGAGACGUCACAUCCACAUCUAGAGACGUCACAAGAAUCCAUCCAUCAGAGACGUCACAUCCACCAUCUAGAGACGUCACAUCCACAUCUAGAGACGUCACAUCCACAUCUAGAGACGUCACAUCCACAUCUAGAGACGUCACAUCCACAUCUAGAGACGUCACAUCCACAUCUAGAGACGUCACAUCCACAUCUAGAGACGUCACAUCCACAUCUAGAGACGUCACAUCCACAUCUAGAGAUGUUCACACAACUCCACAUCUAGAGACGUCACAAUCCACAUCUAGAGACAUCACAUCCACACUCUAGAGACGUCACAUCCACAUAUCAUCUGAGACGUCCACUCCACAUCUAGAGAUGUCACAUCCACAUCUAGAGACGUCAAAUCCACAUCUAGAGACGUCCCAUCCACAUCUAGAGAUGCACUCCAUCCCAUCUAGAGAUGUCACAUCCGCCCAUCUAGAAGUACGUCAAAUCCAACAUCUAGAGACGUCACAUCCACAUCUAGGAGACGUAACAUCCAAAUCUAGAGACGUCACAUCCACAUCUAGAGACGUCAACAUCCAAAUCUAAGAGUCUCCACAUCCUAGAGUUGUCACAUCCACAUCUAGAGACGUCACAUCCACAUCUAGAGACGUCACAUCCACAUCUAGAGACGUCACAUCCACAUCUAGAGACGUCACAUCCACAUCUAGAGACGUCACAUCCACAUCUAUGAGUGAGUCAGGCCAG